ACUCGUCACAUCACUAAUUCCGGUUAUAUCUUGGGAGUUGGGAGUACACGCAACAAUAUAGUUUGCUAAUUGCUCAGUUUAUUAAUAUAUUGCUUAUUAUGAGUUCCACCGACGUCGAUUCUGAUAACAUAGAAAAACUCUACAAAAACUUUGGAAUAUUAGCGGAUGCUAAGGAUAAGAUAAGUGAGCAUGAAAAGGAGUAUCUGGAGAUACUUGGUGCUGUCAAAGGAUCGGAUAAAGAAAAACGACUCGCAUCACAGUUCAUUGCAAGAUUCUUCAAGCAUUUCCCACACUUAGCUGACCAAGCAGUCGAAGCUCAGAUAGAUUUAUGUGAAGAUGAAGAACUAUCAAUUCGCAAGCAAGCCAUCAAGGACUUACCAAACCUCUGUAAGGACAAUAAACAACACACAAAGAAAAUCGCUGACAUCCUGGCGCAACUGCUGAUGGCCGAGGAGGCCACAGAGCUAGACGCUGUCCAACAAGCCCUCAUCACUCUCUUUAGAUUUGACGUCAAAGGUGCCCUUGAAGGAUUCUUUCAACAAAUUCUAACAGGGGAAGAAGCAGUCAGAGAGAGAUGCUUGAAAUUUUUAGUUCACUAUGUCAAAAAACUUGACUCAGAUGUUUUCAACAAAGAAGCUGAGGAUGUGCUUAUUGCCGAGUGUAAGAAGGUUUUACAGGACAACACCGCUGAUGAGUUUGACAUGGUGAUGGAUCUGCUGGGACUGACUCACCUCGCCAAGUCGGUCGUAGGACAGCGGGAGUUGGUGGAGAUUGUAGCGGAGCAAGUAGAACUAUCACAACCUUACAACCCCGCAGACGAGGAGCAGGUCGACAAACUGCUCCAUGGACUCAAACGAGCUUUGCCCUUCUUCUCGGCCCAGGUAGAUUCACAGAAGUUUGUCGAGUAUCUUUGUGAGCAGGUCCUUCCCACAAUGCCCGUCAUAUCAGCCUCAGACGAGAACUCGGCGAAUCAUUCGGAAAUCUUCAAAUUGCUGGCCGAGUUCUGUAGUCAUUGCAACACAAUCUCCAACCCAGAGACUCAUACAACCACGGUCUUGAAAAAACUUAUUGAGUACAUGCCACUGCCCCCCGCCACAGACGACAUACCAGAGCCUAACCUAGAGUACUCGUACGUAGAGUGUCUCAUGUAUUCUCUACACAGGCUGGCUCGACACUGCCCCGACAUCAUUACUAAAGACCCUGAGAAACUGAAAGACUUCCGGCUAAGGCUACAAUAUUUUGCCCGAGGAAUCCAAGGAUAUAUAAAAAAACUGAAGGAAGCCCUCCACGGAAAGACAGCCGAAGAGUUGAAAUCGGAAGAAAACAAGAUGAGAGUGAUCGCUCUGAAGAUGACUACCAACAUCAACACUUUGAUCAAAGAUUUGUUUCACUCUCCGCCGAGUUUCAAGAGCAAUGUCAGCUUAUCUUGGAAACCCCUGCAUUCAGUUAGUAAAGGUGGUGCCAACACAGUGACGGUCGGACAGAAGAGACACACUCCCAUCACGUUUGAAGAAGGCGACAACAAACACAGCAGGACGGACUCUAGGCCGAGGGAACUUUACCAGCCUCCCAGCGGCAAAUACAGCAAGAACGUCUCCAGUUACACUCCUUCACAGAACGUACGGCGAGGCGGAUACCGAGGCAGAGGGCGAGGUGGCAGGAAUUGGCGAGGCAACAACCGCUCAUGGCGAAGGGGCUACUAAAUCCCAACUAGUACUCCCACAAUAUUUGUACCCCUUGAAACCAUAGUCUUAUAUUUUACAUCUUAAUUUGAGCAAGAAGUCAUCAAAAGACUGAAUAGCACUCUCACAAUCGUUGUACCCCUCGAAAACUUAGAUGUCUUAUAUUUUGUAAAUUUUACUGACAUUUUAAUAAGAAUCAUAAUAUAUUAAAAUUUUGCAACACAUACCGUAUUGCACCACUUUGUAACGUUUGUAUUUGUGUUUUGUGUGUUCGGAAUGAUUAAAAUAAAUUUAUUUUCCUUAAUUGAUUUUUCCACUCUCCUUAAUCUAGAUAUAAUUGUUUUCAUUUUGAAAGUGGUUGAAUACGGGGAAAAUAAUUGUUUACUUAAAUUGGAAAAUUUAUCGGGUGUUUUAAGUAAACAAUUAUUUUUGCAAAUUAAUACAAUUCUUUGUUAUAGGUCUGAUAUGCUGACAGUAACUGCUGAAUUUAUUAUACAUUUUAUAGAUAUUUUCUGCCACAAUAACACAACGAUGAAAUUGGAAUUUCGUUUCAGAUUAGUGCUUCAAAAACAUUUUUUGAGCUAUGUCUCAGGUACAUGGUUCAUCUAGUUCUCAAACUGAGUUAAGUGAAUCUUCAUUUAUUUUGAUACAGUAACCUUAUUCAUACCGAUAAAUUAAUAUCCUUGUAUAAAGUACAAAAUAGAUCUACCAAAUAAGGAAAACAUUCAAAAGACUUUCAUAACUGGUUUUAGAAAAAGCCUAAAUUCAGUAAAGCCUAAAUAUUUCUCCGCUGUGAGGUAUUGGAAUUGUACAGUUAAAGAUAUAAAAAUAAUAAUUGUUUGAUAUAAUUUAUCUAGCAACUAGUUUUUAAUUAAUAACCAAUUAUUUUAAUUUUAGGAUGAUACUUUUUAUAUACCUGUUUUAAAAUGUAAGCCUUUUUAUUUUUUUAAAUUAUCCUAAAUAAAAAAAUAAAGCUUGAUUUAGGGUUUUUAACUUUCUUAAAAAGAAAAAACUAAGUAGGCAUAAACCCCUUAACAUUAACCCCUUAACUGGGUCAAGUGACUUAAAAAUACUUCAAUUUUAUACAAAUCAAUACAGAUGUUGUGCAAUGUAAACUAAUUUUGAGUUAUGUUUUAGAUUUUGAAACCAAAUUAUACUACAGUUUGAAGGAAAAUUGAACUCUCCACUCGCUGAAGACAAAUUUUAAAAUAAAAUAUUAAUCGCUAACAAGUUAAUCCCUCUAAAUUUGUAUUGAAAUAAAUACUUAUAUAUACUCCUAGGAUGGGAUCCAGGCAACGUGCUAUUUGUUAUUGGGCUAUUAAAGAUCCUCCCUAGACCCAGAGUGUCAAAUGUGAUACACUUUUAUCCUACUGUAAACAAUAAAAAUAUUACAAUAAAAAUAAUAAAAUAGCUUAUUCCCUAUAUGGGAAAUUCACUAAAAGCAAUAAUAAUAAAAUGUUUACUACCUACAUGUAUUCUUUGGAUUUUUUAUUAUUUAUCAACAUAAAAAUGCCCCUAACCUAACAAAAAAAAAAUCACUCUAGGUACUGGUCCGAGGAGGCAAAAAGAUUGCAAACUAAGAGUUAAAAAAAAAUAAAAGUUUUAAUGAUUCUAACAACAUUUUAUGCGUGGAAAAGAAUGCAAAAUAAUUUCUUUUACAUUUGAAAAUAUUUUUUAUGUCAUUUAAAUCGCCAAUAAACUCCAGUUUUAGGUCAAUUUAAAGUCCUUAGAUUAAUGUAUAUUUGCUAAUUUAAUCAAAUCACAGUAGAACCUUGAUAACAAGUCAAUAUUGAACGCAAGUGUUAUUUGCUAAUCAUUGGCUUCUUAUCAAGGUUUGCAAUAUCAUGUAAUUAAGAGUAGUAAAAUAUCAAGGGUUUUUUAAACUGACACUUGCUAUCAAAAGCUACUUGUUAUCGAGGUUCCACUGUAGUAAGCUUUGUUUCAGGACAAAACAAGUUGGAUUCCUCAUUGGGACAGGUCAACAAGUGGUCUACGUCAGCUGAAAGAAAUGUUUGAUUUGUAUCUAUUUGUAUUGUAUAUUUUGUGCUGCAUUGUUUUAUAAUGAAAACUUAAAAGAUCUGUUUUUUUCUUAAACAGGUUUUGAGAAAUUCUUAAACAUAAGUAGUUUUUCUUAUCAGUUUAGAUUUUGUGUUAAAUUUUCUUUGCCGUAAGAGUGCUUGGUAUUUCAGUUAAAACCAUUGAUUAACACGUUGAGUGCGGGAGGCAUUCAAAAAGGCGCUGGCCAAUGGCAGCGAGGCUCUGGUACGGAAUCGUAACAGCGAACGCAAUUGGCAUUAAAAUAUUUCAGUUUGACGAAUAACAAAAGAGCAGCGGUGAUUGUACUACGUUACCCCGAGAUUGAACGUAGUUCCCUGAAACACCCAAAGGGUAGCAGCACUGCCUGGAUCAGUAGUCAUUGGCUUUGUAAUAUGGCUUGAAGAGAGAAAAUCCCCGAAACCGGGACAAAAGCAUUGUCAGACGGGAUUUUACCGGAAAUUUUAUUACCGACCUACACCAAAAUAAAGCUCACAUUCUAAGCUACAGGCUAGCAACGAUUAUAACGUUCCCCGGCAAUGGUCGAGCUCGUACUGAACUAAUGUAGGGAUUGCGCAACUACAUAAAUUUAUGUAGGCGGAUAGGAGCAUCGAUGUAGUCAGCACUCAACGUGUAAAUAAUUUGUUUAACCAUUGGUUUGAAUAUUCAUUUGUUCACUUAUUAGAAACUAAAACUAAACUGCCAAAAUCUCAACUCAAGACUGUCCUAGUUUUAAAAUCACUAUAACUAAUUACCGAAUAGGUAAUUUUACAUCAUUAAGCUUUAUUUUAGUGAAUUUUGUCACAAUUCAACCUGCACAAGAUAUGCAAUUUAGUUUUAGUUCUCAAAUAAUUACCUUUUUCUGUUCCAGGCGCAAAUAAGGAGGGGAGUAAUUCUGUAUAAAAAUAAAGAAUAAAGUAGAAAGAUAUUUGAAAAAUCAUUUUACUAUUUAUAUUGCAGUUAAUUUUUUUAUGGUAAAACAGUAAAUAAAACUUAAAGUUGGAGAACGUCCAGAUAAUUAAUUUUGAGAUCUUUGGAAUUGAGUCGUAAAGGAUUUCCGAGUUAAAAUAUGCCUCACUGUUCAUUGGAAAAUAAAAAUUUUUUUGUCCAACUGCUAGUUUUUGCAAUAGCUCUGUAUCAUAGCUAAAUAGUGGGACACCGAUAAAUUUGCAAUUUUUAUCAUGAAAAUAGUAUAUUUCAUCGCUAGGAGCGAAAGUGGUUUUUUUGUAUGCAAUCUUUUUUACUUGUGUUUGAUUACCAAAAGUGUACAAAAUGGUAAAAUAAUAAAUUUUUGCUCCUGUGUGAUGAACGAUUAUUUUCAUCAUACUGUGGAAAUAACCUUCUAAUUGUUACAAAAUUUAACCACAUAAUUUGAGGUCAUACAAAGUCGUCUUUAAUGUUUACAUUUCAGUUUUUUACAAACAUAACUUAUAAUAUUGUGCGAUUAUCAACGUUUUCAUAACGUUAUUUAACAUUAUUUAUAAUGUGAAAUAACAAAAUUUUGAGAUUAGCGAAGCGUAAAAUUUACCAUAUGUUUCUUCUGUUACCUAUUUGAAGUUACCCGAAAACGAUGAUUUUGCAGACAAUUAUGAGAACUAAAAACAGCCUUUUUUUUGGACAAUAUGAUAAAAAAGAGUAAAAUUUUGUUUUCUUUUCACACAGACUUUCUACUUCAUUCUUUACUUGCAAUUUUCUAACUUUUUGUUUGUUUCAGUUUUUUAUUCUAACCCGCUUCCUCUAGCCAACAGGUAUUUUAGUUUAUAGUUUAACUUACUGAAAGUGGUAGAAUGAUAUCAUUAAUGUAAAACAUUGUGUACAUCUUUAGUAGUAUUCAAAAAAUAAAUAAAAUUUUCUAAG
Macrosteles quadrilineatus (aster leafhopper) is the source of this 5573-nucleotide messenger RNA. RefSeq names its product apoptosis inhibitor 5-like. NCBI's taxonomy places the organism in Eukaryota, Metazoa, Arthropoda, Insecta, Hemiptera, Cicadellidae. The transcript has 10 exons. Gene Ontology annotation, cellular component: nucleus. Gene Ontology annotation, molecular function: RNA binding. The record is from RefSeq and is a predicted model, not a curated record. The coding region runs from base 99 to 1703 and encodes 534 amino acids. Gene Ontology annotation, biological process: negative regulation of apoptotic process.